Molecule: messenger RNA, 1221 nt
Organism: Colletotrichum chrysophilum
Lineage: Eukaryota; Fungi; Ascomycota; Sordariomycetes; Glomerellales; Glomerellaceae
Exons: 1
Coding region: 1-1221 (406 amino acids)
Molecular function (GO): hydrolase activity
Source: RefSeq, a predicted model, not a curated record
AUGAAGUCUAACAGGCUCACACGCACCGUCUCCAACAUAUCGAACCUGUCCAAGUCUAGCAAGAACGGCAGCAAGAACGGGAGCAAGGCCAACAGUAAGGUCAAUAGCGCCGCUACCAGCAGAGCCGGUACUCCCGACGGUGAAUAUGAAAAUCCACUGGAGAACAUCGCUCGUUGGCGCCUGACCGCCAACGCGGUCGCACUGCGCUCCGGGGCCGCCUUUGCCUUCGGGCUGCAGAACCUGUCCGCUCCCGUUCCUCCCGCUGCAAAUAGGAUCAUCUGGCUAGACUCAACAUUGUCAGAAUGGUCUGGUCCAGAGAAGAUCAGGGUCGAUGUCUACCUUCCUCCUCACACGAAGGCUGGCAAGGCCACCGGGAACUUCCCUGCCGUCGUCAACUUUCAUGGCGGAGGCUUCAUCCUGGGACAAGGAACCGAUGACGCCCGAUGGGCCGGCGCCGUAGCUUCGGCACUCAACGCCGUCGUCUUCUCCGUCAGCUACCGUCUGGCUCCGGGCUUUCCCUUCCCUACCCCGGUGGAGGAUGCUGCCGACUCCAUCUUGCAGAUCGUUGCACGUGCAGAUGAGUUCCUCCUCGACAAAUCCAAAGUCUUCGUGUCGGGUUUUUCGGCCGGAGGCACGUUGGCCCUCGCCAGUUGGAACCUCCUGCAAGAGCCAGAGAGGUGGGGUUAUGAGCUUAAAAUCCCGGUCCCCGAAAUUUCCGGGAUCGUGCUCUUCUAUCCGCUCCUCGAUUGGACAAUCACGAGGCCAAUGAAGCGCGAGACAUGUGGCAGGCCAGACAUGACUCUGCCAAAGGGCAUGACCGAUCUCUUUGACGCAUCCUAUGUCUACCCUCCUCGGCCCAGGUCUGAGCGCGACGAUCCGCGGCUUUCCCCGGGACUGAUGUCAGACGAGAUGAUAGACCGGCUCCCACCCAUUCACCUAUGCAUGUGCGAAUACGAUAUGCUGCUAUUGGAGGGACAGAAGUUUGCUGAAAGGGUUCAGACCCGUGGAGGCCGGAUCAGCACUCGCGUGGUCGACACAGAAAAGCAUGCAUGGGAUAAGCCGCCACCAUUUACACCAAAAGAGAGUGUCAUGGUGGAGUAUCACAAGGCCAUUGACGCCCUUAGAGGAUGGCUUGGCUUAGGCGCUUUAGAAAGCGAUGAAAUAUUCGAUGGGACGAUACCAAGGAUAGAGAUUACUAACGACAGCGAAGACAGUACAUGA